CACUCUUCCAUCAUCUCAAGAGUGCAAUUUGAUACACACUAAGAACCUUUCUGCGGUUUCACUCACAAGGUUAUUAGUAACAUACCAAUCUAGCAAUGGCUGUUUCAUCUUAUGCUAUGCAAUCUAUCCUUGCAAGCCCUAUGACCCGCACUCCUAGCAGGUCAAGGGUGAACCAAUUUGGUGUUCCUGCUCUUUACAUGCCUAACAUGAGAAGGAAUGCUAGCCUUAGUGUUCGAUCCAUGGCUGAGGAAGAGCAGAAAGAACAAUCAACUGAACCUACAAGCCCAGUUACACCACCACCACCAAAGCCUCAGCCUCGUUCACCAAAGAUGAGCACAAAGUUCAGUGAUGUGUUGGCAUUCAGUGGGCCAGCACCUGAGAGGAUCAAUGGAAGGCUUGCAAUGAUUGGAUUUGUAGCAGCAUUAGCAGUGGAACUAUCCAACGGUCAAGAUUUGUUGUCACAGAUAUCCAAUGGUGGGAUCCCAUGGUUCUUGGGGACUAGUGUGGUGCUGUCCCUUGCUUCAUUGAUCCCACUGUUUCAAGGUGUUAGUGUUGAGUCAAAAUCUGGUGGAUUCAUGUCCUCAGAUGCUGAGCUUUGGAAUGGUAGAUUUGCCAUGUUGGGCUUGAUUGCUCUUGCUUUCACCGAGUAUGUUAAGGGUGGUACCCUUGUGUAAUCAUUUUUAAGCCUCCUGUAUUCUUAUAUUACCUUUUAUCUUAUGUUAUGUAUGUAUAGAAUUUUAUAAAGGAUUUUUCUGAGAUAAA
Arachis duranensis is the source of this 762-nucleotide messenger RNA. Its product is annotated as early light-induced protein, chloroplastic. The coding region runs from base 96 to 674 and encodes 192 amino acids. The record is from RefSeq and is a predicted model, not a curated record. The transcript is spliced from 3 exons. Lineage: Eukaryota; Viridiplantae; Streptophyta; Magnoliopsida; Fabales; Fabaceae.